Bactrocera dorsalis (oriental fruit fly) is the source of this 2344-nucleotide messenger RNA. RefSeq lists its product as uncharacterized. The transcript has 3 exons. Bases 1171 to 1839 code for a protein of 222 amino acids. Lineage: Eukaryota; Metazoa; Arthropoda; Insecta; Diptera; Tephritidae. Gene Ontology annotation, biological process: cell surface receptor protein tyrosine kinase signaling pathway; intracellular signal transduction. The record is from RefSeq and is a predicted model, not a curated record.
CAGGUAUCUGCGAUUACACAAUUGAAAGUUUCCGACAAAUUUUGAUUAUUUUCAAAACGUUUGGGGAAAAUUGUGGGCUAUAAACUUGUGUUUUCUAAAUAACAAAGUAUCAAAAACGCAUAUAUGUGUAUGUAUUUACAUACAUAAAGGCAUUGAGUGUAAGAAAAUGUUGAACGCUGGAAAGGCAAUGCAGCAUCGAGUUCAUGUUUUCCUUUUACAAACAUAUCCAUUUUUGUUACAGUAGUUGCACGGCUGCGUUAAAUUAGUGUAAAAUUAUAACACCACAAUAUGCAUAAGUUUGUGCCUACAAAUACAUUUAUAUACAUACAUAUGUACGUCUAUAUGUAGAAACAUUUAUAUACAUAAGUAUGUGUGCAUAUGUAGAAAUUGAAUUGGAUUAAUGUAACGUGAGAACUCCGCCAACCAUCCACAAUUCUGUGACAGCGGCAUGCAUCUGCACAUAUCCAAGUUUAAGGACAAUUACAUGUGCACAUGUUCCGAGAUGCAUACAUACAAACAUUUUUACAUACAUACAUACAUACCAUAAAGCAUGGAUGUGCCCAUAAAGCACUGAUCACUGCUGUUGGAAUUUAAUCUAGCUGGCAUAUUCUUUCAGCUCGCUUACAUUUAUCUUCACUGAGUGUAAGUUCAUAUAUUUUUGUGCAUAUGUGUGUGCAUCUGUACGCAAAAACACAUGUAUAAGUGUAUGUAAAUAAUUUUCUCACAAAGAUAUCGUAAACAAACAAUAUAAUUAUUUUAUAUCUGGUAUUAAUUUCAGUUUUUAAUUUUUUGUUGUUUUUUUUUAUACUUAAUUUAUUUAUGUACAUAUGUAAUUAAAACAGCAAACGCUUUAUAGUCUGUUUUGGGUGCGCAGUUUGUCUGCGACACGCUCUCGCUUAAGAUGUGUGGCGCGAAGAUCGGCUUCAAGUGAGUAGCCGUUCCGUUCGCGAUAUUACUAUAUAUGCAAAUAUUCUCAAGACAGACAAUGUUCGAGUUAUUAAUUAAAAAUAUAUUGUUGUAUUAAUGAAAUAAGAGUGCGAUGUGCCACCGGCAAUCAUUCAUGCGGUGUUUUCGUCAAAAAUAUCUCGAGUAUUUGAAAUCAUUCGCAAAUAAUUAGUGACUAGUGAACCCAGUAUCAAAUUGAGUGUCCAUCGUGGUCUAGCUGUCACUAUGUGCUGGUGUUUACGUGUCUAUUGGACUGUUUUGCAUAAUUUGUUCACACGAUUUGUGACAGCAUUUGCCGAUUCCGUCUAUAAUAGUGAUCUGUGCGCGCGUUUAAUGUGUUGUUCCCAUUCUACAUGUUGUUUUUGUUGUGGUCAUUGUUUGUUUUAUAAACAUACUCAGCAUGAAGCGCGCAAAUCAAACGAUAAUGACGGAGAGGAGCGUGAAUUAACGCUGGCGGAUAUUGAAGAGGGGCAAGCCAAAGCCACCUCUCCAUUUCAACACCACGAUUACGUCAUAGUUGAUGAUAUCGACGCUAAUUAUCUGGAAAUUGAACGGCGUAAAAUUGAAACAGAACACUAUUAUCGUCUAGUAGAUCGCGCAUCUGCUGAGCAGAUUCUCAAUUUUCGAGAAGACGGUGCCUGCUUAGUGCGGCCGUUCAAACAAGCGGAUCUGUCAAUAAAAUAUAUCGUAACGGUAUAUGCACAGCAGCAAUAUUUCCACCUCUUCAUCAGACAAUUAAAUGGCAAAGAUUCUUACAGCAUCGGACAGCAAAAGCCAAAUGAGAGAAUAUUCAAGUCACCAAGUGAUAUUAUCGAUUUUUAUAGCCUUAAUGCAUUACAAUGUACAAAUAAAAAUAUUAGCGUAUGUUUAGUAUUAAAACCAAUAGUUACUUAGAUAUUAAGUAUGCAUGUAGAUAUAUGAUUUAAUUGUACUUUAGUUAAUUUAAAUUAUUUUUAAGUAUUUAAUAUUUAUUGCUUAAAUUAUAAAUUAAUAGAAAGGGAGUUAAGUAUCCUAUAUAUAUAUAUGGAUAUGUACAUAUGUACAUAUUGAAAGAUAAUUAGAAAACUUUUAUAAAUAUUCGAAUUUUAGCUGAGAACUGUUGCACCAGAAAAAAAUGGCUAAGUAAAUUAUGCGUCAACCCAGCUGCGGGGCACUAUUUUAGGCAAGCUGCAGUUAAUACACUUUAAUUGCACGUUUUUGGAAGUCGCAAGCUUUUACUAAGUGGCUACUAUCGCUUUAAAGACACAGUGAUUGUUCUGCAUCAGCGCUGGCCAGAGAAAUGCUUUGAUCAAGUCAGAGCGCCGAUCAGAUUGCGAAUGCCGCUCGUGUUUUUCCGGGCGCAAGAAACCUGUUUCAAAUACAAAAAUUAUAUGGAAUAAAUUUUUUUAUAAAAAAAUAA